Messenger RNA from Aspergillus eucalypticola CBS 122712, 1276 nucleotides. Its product is annotated as alpha/beta hydrolase. The transcript has 8 exons. The record is from RefSeq and is a predicted model, not a curated record. Bases 290 to 1276 code for a protein of 328 amino acids. Lineage: Eukaryota; Fungi; Ascomycota; Eurotiomycetes; Eurotiales; Aspergillaceae.
GUCAACAUGUUCGUAUAUCUAGGUGACCAACUUUUUUGUCGCUACGAAGUUGAGAGCUGAAAUUAAUUAGCUCUGAAAAAUGAUGGUCUUAUUGGAUUGAUUGAAUGUCCGUGCAUUGAUCACGGUUACUCCAGUCCGGAAAAGGGUCAUACUUUAUCUCGGCUAAGGGCCGGCAGCAGUAUGUGGGGCACGGAUAUUGCCCCUGCAGCAUACACCUUCUGCCUUACUAUUUCAGAGAUAUUAGUUCUGCCUUGAUGAGAACCACGUCCCAGGUUCAAAGACAGAAAUCAUGGAGAAAGUUUUCGCCAAGAUAGCACAAGAUACCACCAAGUUCGAUCUUGGAGAUGAAGAAGGCUGGAGAAAGCUGUAUGAACCUUUAUAUCCCAAAGCACCGGACAAUGUCGGAAUAGUGAAGGACGAGCAGUACGGACCGGCCGAGCGUAACCGAUUGGAUGUUUAUUUUCCUGCCGAGGAAAAGCCGGGAGGACAUCCUGUUGUACUCUUCGUUCACGGAGGGGGCUUUUUCUCUGGAGACAAAGGAUGGAGUGAAAAGUGCUGGGCGAAUGUGGGAUUCUACUUUGCGCAGCGUGGAUUCGUCACGGUUCUCGCAAACCAUCGACUCGUCCCGCACGUUGUCUACCCUGGAGGGGCCGAUGAUAUGCAGCUUGCUCGGGAAUGGAUCUUUGAAAAUAUUGCAAAGCAAAAGUACGGCAGAGGAUCACCGGACAAGGUCAUCCUUUUGGGUCACUCGUCCGGUGGGGCACAUAUCGCCAUGAACCUCUACGCCGCAGGGGAUCCAAAGCGAGUAUCGAAAGACCCACUUUUCCCCCCUGUCGCGGGUGUUAUCUACCUAAGUGUACCAUUCUGGUUUGAUCGGAGAAAGCCUGUGCGACAGAGGGUCAUUAGCCACUAUUAUGGAUCGGAUGCUGAGGAGGUCUGGGGUCCUGUUUCUGCCCUAGGACUCUUCAGAAAUCUCCCAGACGACUCUCCAUUGUUGGAUUCUGAGCAUUUGCCGGUCUACAUCGGAAGUGUCAAGUGGGAGGUAAAAGAAACAGCUGAUGCCACUGUGGCUUUUUUCAAUGCCUAUCGUGAACGGAGUAAACCUCCAGGAUCGCUACCAGUGUUCCAUGUACAGGACAGACAUAAUCAUGUCAGCAACGUCCUAUCCAUUGGAACUGAAGAUUCUGCACAGGCGGAAAGACUAUUGGACUUCAUGCAAACUUGUGUGGCAAAAGUCAACCAAAGAAUUCAGCGUACGCUUUCUGUGAAUAGCUAG